AUGAACUUGGAACGAGCGCUAGACGCGUACGAGCUUCAAGACGCCGCGUGGCAUGUGCCAAGUGGUUGGUGUUCUAAAACAUUCAACUUUGACUCUCGGUUAGGCAGCCGAGGGGGAAGCGAGACUGUGAGUCUACCGCGCUUGCAAUACACUUCAGGCUGA
Laccaria bicolor S238N-H82 is the source of this 162-nucleotide messenger RNA. RefSeq lists its product as uncharacterized. The transcript is spliced from 3 exons. The record is from RefSeq and is a predicted model, not a curated record. Lineage: Eukaryota; Fungi; Basidiomycota; Agaricomycetes; Agaricales; Hydnangiaceae. The coding region runs from base 1 to 162 and encodes 53 amino acids.